GACGGUCUAGCCACAGCCACGCCGGCAAACUUAGCCGCUCACCGGUUUCGUCUCAGUAAGAAUCCGAUUCAGAUUUGUCAAAUCUCUCAUUUCUCACCCUACCCGUCGAACUCGAUUCCCGCGGUUUCGAAACUCCGCCACCGGACGCCUAUUGCGCCAACGACCGAUUUACAAUACCCGCGAUGGGCGGCAAAAAAGGUGGAGAGAACAGCAAGAAGGCUGCUGGUCAAGCUCGCAAACAAGAAGCGGCAGCUGCCAAGGCUACAGAAGCUGAAGCAAAGAAGGAUGUCGUCGAGGACAGCCAAUGGUCAAAGGGGGCGAAGAGCAACGCUAAGAAGGAAGCAGAGGCUGCCAAAAAGGCCGAAGCAGCACGGAAGAAGGCGGAGCGCGAGGCCCUGUUGAAAGAGGAGGAAGCUAGCAACCCCGGGCGAUCGGCACCCAAGAAUUCCAAGACGGCCACUAAGAAGACGCGCGGGCUAGACCUGUCACAGCUCGACGAUGACGGUGGCCGCGGAGACAGGCCGCUAUCUGCACUCAACGCCUCGGGCAUAGACAACGCCCUCGACGCCCUGUCGCUGACGGGACCGAGCGAUACGAAGAUCGACAAGCACCCCGAGCGCCGCUUCAAGGCCGCUUUCGCCGCUUUCGAGCAGCGCCGGCUGAAGGAGAUGGAGGACGACGGUAGCGGACAGGGAUUGCGGCUCGUCCAACGCAAGGAGAGGAUUCGGAAAGAAUUUGAGAAGAGCCCGGACAACCCUUUCAAUCAGCUUAGCGCGCGGUUCGACGCGAGCAAGGAGGAGAUGGAGGAACUCAAGCAGAAGGAGAAGGAGAAGAUUGAGGGCCGACUAGGAGCCAAGGGCUGAGCGAGCGUCUUGCAACGAGUACAUCCUUACGUCCGCCCUCCUUCUCCGUCCCCUGCCCCCGGGCCUUCUCUCUCUUCUCUUUUCUUUUUUUUAUUGCCCCUAUAUCCUUCACCCCCACUCAGCAAUAGCUAGGAGUACCCUAGGAUGCUCG
Molecule: messenger RNA, 1014 nt
Organism: Sodiomyces alkalinus F11
Lineage: Eukaryota; Fungi; Ascomycota; Sordariomycetes; Glomerellales; Plectosphaerellaceae
Product: DUF1014-domain-containing protein
Exons: 2
Coding region: 183-863 (226 amino acids)
Biological process (GO): transcription by RNA polymerase II
Cellular component (GO): nucleus
Molecular function (GO): transcription coactivator activity
Source: RefSeq, a predicted model, not a curated record